Molecule: messenger RNA, 1797 nt
Organism: Anneissia japonica
Lineage: Eukaryota; Metazoa; Echinodermata; Crinoidea; Comatulida; Comatulidae
Product: solute carrier family 23 member 2-like
Biological process (GO): transmembrane transport
Cellular component (GO): membrane
Molecular function (GO): transmembrane transporter activity
Source: RefSeq, a predicted model, not a curated record
GUGGAUAUUGGCCCUGCUAAACAAGAAACACUUGCCACAGAACAACUUAAUGAAGAAGGUUCCACAGCGUCCAAACCAUCCCCAAAUAGCAUUACAUAUGGCAUUGAGGACAAACCUCCGCUCCCUCUAACGUUCUUUCUCGCCUUUCAGCAUUUUCUUACCAUGUUUGGUUCGACAUUGGCCGUUCCAUUGGUUCUCUUUUCUGCAUUUUGUCUGGAGCGUGACUUAGUAGCCCAGAGCGAGGUCAUCGGGACAACAUUCUUUGUAUCAGGUGUAGCGACACUUAUCCAAACCACAAUUGGCAUCAGAUUACCUAUUGUACAAGGUUGUACAUUUGCUUUCUUAGCACCAACAUUUUCUAUCAUGAGCCUAAGGGAUACAUGCGAAGAUAUUUAUGAUGGAUACGUAAAUCAAACUGAAGAUUAUAUUCGAGAACAAUCAACAGCAGAAUGGCAAAGUAGAAUUCAAGAGAUCCAGGGAGCAAUAAUGGUAGCGUCGAUCUUCCAAGUUCUUAUAGGAUUCAGUGGUAUCAUGGGUGUUAUUUUACAUUUCAUUGGACCUCUUGCGAUCACACCAACCAUCGCUUUGAUAGGAUUAUCGCUUUUCUCGGCUGCAGCGGAAAAAGCUGGCGUGCAUUGGGGAAUCGCCUUCCUAACGAUCGCUCUGAUAACGUUGUUUUCUCAAUACAUUUAUGGCUUCAAUGUACCUUGCCCAAGCUUUUCAUCAUCUGAGAAAAAGUGUGGAAUUAAAAAAUCUCCAAUUUUCAAACUAUUGCCGGUUAUCCUUGGUAUAGCGCUAGCAUGGCUGAUUUCAUCGAUCUUAACGGCUGCCGGAGUAUUUCCUGAAGGUCAUGGUGCACGGACCGACGCACGAAUAGAGGUCCUUAAGGAAUCUGCCUGGUUCCGUUUUCCUUACCCAGGCCAGUGGGGUACACCUAGUGUCAGUGUAGCCGGUGUGUUUGGAAUGUUGGCAGGUGUGAUUGCGUCUAUGAUAGAAUCACUUGGAGAUUAUUUCGCUUGUGCACGAUUGGCCGGAGCUCCCCCUCCCCCUCCCCAUGCUAUCAACCGUGGAAUUGGUAUUGAAGGAAUCGGUUGCAUUCUGGCCGGAGCGUGGGGCAGUGGUAAUGGCACCACUUCUUACAGUGAAAAUAUUGGAGCAAUUGGUAUAACAAAGGUCGGGAGUCGUUUCGUAGUACAAGUAGCAGCUAUAAUGAUGAUUUUCAUGGGAACCUUCGGCAAAUUUGGCGCUGUGUUUGUUGCAAUGCCCGAUCCAAUAGUCGGUGGUGUAUUUUGUAUCAUGUUUGGGAUGAUCACUGGAGUAGGAUUAUCAAACCUACAAUUCGUUGACCUGAAUUCUUCAAGAAACAUUUUUAUCGUUGGUUUUGCCUUCCUAAUGGGGCUAGCUGUGCCGUCGUGGAUAACUGGUAAUUCUGGCGUAAUAAAUACAGGUGUUACAGAAAUUAAUCAGAUUAUCGAAGUUCUUCUGAAGACCAGUAUGUUUGUUGGUGGUUUUAUCGGUUUUAUAUUGGAUAACACGAUACCAGGUACUGCAGAAGAGCGAGGAAUCAAAUUGUGGCGACAGCAAUGUGGCUCUGAAGAAGUGGCUGAUAAUGAUGUUGGCAGUUUAAAGUCUUAUGACAUCCCAUUGGUCAUGGAAUUCCUUAAAAAACAUAAAGCGUUCGAAUAUAUGCCUUUCUUGCCAACAUUCAAGGAAAUCACUCGACGAAAGCCACAAAAACAUUCGCGAAAAGAUUCCAAAACAAGUGAAAUUUUGCAAAACGCUUGAGAAGGUUUACAG